GAGAGUAAGGAAAGUCAGACAUUAUAGAGACAGAGGGACAAAGCACUCCUAUCCCCACAGACUGCCACUCCAAUCCCACUGCAGAUACACAGGGAGCUUGAUAUUAGGCACCACUAAUUCACUUAUUUUUAUUCUUCAGUUCAAAACUUGUAGUGGAAAAGAUGGCUCACGCAGUGUGUUGUGAUCACUGAGUUUUGCUCAUUGCUUCAUCAGGUAGUUGUGUUUAGGGGUUCAUCUUCCAGGAGACGUUAAAUUUCAUUCCUGAAGGGACUUUUUAAUCUCCCAGCUGUGUCUCUUACUGGAAUACCACCGCUCCUUCUUUGGACUGUCUCAACCUGCCUUCACCAAUGCUGACCGAACCGUGCGGAGCAAUGUCGAUGGGGUCAGAUGUUCGAGAUCUAACCCUCUUAUCUCCCGCACCUCCUGUGCCGUCCUUACCAGGAGCUGGUGGAGGCUGUGGGAUGUCUGUUAAUGGUGGCCAGUGGACCCAACUGCUGGACCUCCACCCUGCUUCUCCCUACAGCUCCCUUCCCUCCCAUCACUCCCUCAUCAAGCAGGAACCAGGUUGGGGGACCACUGAUCCGAUAGAGGACCCUCACUGUGGACUCGGGGCCUUCACAGUGCACUUCUCAGGCCAGUUUACGGGCUCUGGUCCCUGUCGAGUUGGAGCCUUCGGAGAGCCGACUGCAGGUCAACCAAGGGUGUUUCCCAAUGGAACCUAUCUGCCCGGCUGUAUGGACAGUCCUCCCGCACCCAGGAACCAGGGUUAUGGAGCAGUGGGUUUCGACAGCAACCCCAGUUAUGGUCACACUCCCUCCCAUUACACCCCUCAGCUCUCCAGCCUGUCCUUCAAACACGAGGACACGCUGUCACCAUCAAACAACAUAGUUGAGCAGCAGUACCCAGCUCCUCCGCCCAUGUUUGGCUGCCACAGUCCUUCAGAAUCGUGUCCGAGCAACCAGGCUCUACUGCUGAGAAACUACAACAGUGAUAACCUGUACCAAAUGGCAUCUCAGCUGGAUUGUGUAACAUGGAACCAAAUGAACUCCCUGGCAACUUCAAUGAAGAGCAGCGGCCACGCACCCAGCUAUGACAGUGACCCGGCCCCACCUCCACCCAUGCUCGUCAGUGCCCAAUACCACAUACACACACAUGGCGUCUUCAGAGGACUUCAGGAUGUUCGACGUGUGGCGAGCAUUGCUCCAGCAGUUGUAAGGUCAUCAGAGACCAACGAAAAGCGUCCAUUUGUAUGUGCUCAUCCUGGCUGUAGCAAAAGAUACUUCAAACUAUCACAUCUGCAGAUGCACGGCCGCAAACACACAGGAGAGAAGCCAUACCAGUGUGAUUUCACAGACUGUGGCCGCAGAUUCUCUCGCUCAGACCAGUUAAAGAGGCACCAGCGGAGGCACACAGGAGUGAAGCCCUUUCAGUGCGAGACGUGUCAGAGAAAGUUUUCACGGUCAGACCAUCUUAAGACUCACACUCGGACUCAUACAGGUAAAACAAGUGAGAAGCCCUUCACAUGCCGCUGGUCCAACUGUCAGAAGAAGUUUGCCCGCUCUGACGAGCUGGUGCGCCACCACAGCAUGCACCAGAGGAACCUGACCAAGCUGCAGCCUGCCAUCUGAGCAGCCAAGGAGGAGGAGGAGGAGGACGAGGAGGAAGGUGACAAUAUGUUGUGCCAGCUAGUAGAGAAAGACGCUGGAGCCUGGUCAGCAGUUACGGUGCUUUGCCAGACUUUGCUGAAGUGGUGAGCACAGCUGAUGCCUCCCUCUGUAAGCCCAUGUCAAGAGACUGAUGAUCCUCAAGAUCUUUAAGAACAAGCACUUGUUCAUUUGUUCAUAAAAACUCAGACUGAGAGGGUACAAUACCACAUUAUUUCUGAGCCAAGAGGAUUUUUUAUGUGUGAUGAGGAAAAUGUUGAUACACUAUUUUGGAUAUUUUACACUUGCACUGGCUUCUUUUUUAAUGUUAAAUAAAAGUGUCACGUUGAAAAUGUGCUGGACCAUGUAAACUGGAUUUAGGAAAUGGACAAGUGUGUUUUUUUUUUGUCCAUUGAGUUGUGUUUUUUUCUUUGGGGAAUGUAAACAUGUUUAUUUUCUUUCAGUAUAUAUACUCACUAAAUUGCUCUGUAUAUAUGUGCUGUAUUUGCUUUUACUUUUACAGACAUUCCUUUUGUAUUUUCUGUGUUUUUGUAAGUUUAUAAAAUUAUUCACAUUGUU
Plectropomus leopardus (leopard coralgrouper) is the source of this 2222-nucleotide messenger RNA. RefSeq names its product WT1 transcription factor b (gene wt1b). Lineage: Eukaryota; Metazoa; Chordata; Actinopteri; Perciformes; Serranidae. Gene Ontology annotation, cellular component: PcG protein complex; chromatin; transcription regulator complex. The record is from RefSeq and is a predicted model, not a curated record. Gene Ontology annotation, biological process: regulation of transcription by RNA polymerase II. Gene Ontology annotation, molecular function: DNA-binding transcription factor activity, RNA polymerase II-specific; RNA polymerase II cis-regulatory region sequence-specific DNA binding.